Molecule: messenger RNA, 1554 nt
Organism: Aspergillus uvarum CBS 121591
Lineage: Eukaryota; Fungi; Ascomycota; Eurotiomycetes; Eurotiales; Aspergillaceae
Exons: 1
Coding region: 74-1435 (453 amino acids)
Molecular function (GO): ATP hydrolysis activity
Source: RefSeq, a predicted model, not a curated record
CCCGCCAAAUCAGCUCGGCACCUGGUCAAUUUUGAGAGACUUCUGCGACCAGAAAGGAUUGGGUGAUGAUAUCAUGAAGAAAGCUUUCAAUAUUGGAAAAGAUAUUAUUAAGACCGGACCUGAAGCGAGCUUAUCAGCUGUUCCUAUUGCCAAAUUUGGCAGCAUUCGGACAGCGGAUAGAUCAGAAAUCGAAGAUUUUCAUCGCAUUUCUGAAAAAAUCAAAAAGUAUCUCCAGAGCGCAGAGAACUAUUAUACCAUCUCUAAGGAGGGAGAUGCUGAUCUUAAUCCAGCACUCAUUCAGCCACUAUCGAUUGCUGUUUUUGGAGCCCCCGGCUCGGGAAAAUCGUUUGUUGUGAAGCAGAUCCUUGAAAAGGUUACUGAAAAGAUGACAACUCCUAAGAAGCUUACAAAAUAUCCAGUCCUGGAGUACAACCUUUCGCAAUUUAUUGACAUCACUAAUCUUCAGUUUGCUUUUCAGGAAGCUCGGGAUGCAACAGUGUCGGGUCGAAUUCCUCUUGUUAUAUUUGAUGAAUUUGAUACCACUUUGAAUGGGGAACUGGGAUGGUUGAAGUUUUUUCUAGCUCCUAUGCAGGACGGACAGUUCUUUGACCAAGGAAAAUACAGGCCUAUCGGCCACGCUGUUUUCAUCUUCAUUGGCGGCACCAGGUCAACAUUUGCUAAAUUCCAGGACGACAAGAUUCAGCUGGUCAACGUUGCAACCGUCGAUUCCGAGCCAGUCACAAACAAUGGAAAGUUUACCAACCAGUUUCAGGAUACUUCUUGGCGACGAGACAGCUUCUCUGAGUACUAUGAAGCCAAGCACGAACGUGCUGAGAGGGCUGUCAAAAAGCCAGAUUUUGUGACCAGGUUGCAGGAUCAUUUGGAUAUUCGGGGCUACCAGAUGCCGUCUAAAAAGGACUCUGAUCCUAAAUUUCUCAUUCGACGGGCAAUCCUCAUCAGGAAUAAAUUAGAGCAAUUGUCCAAAUCAGGGAGAAGAACAAUUACUCUUGAUGAUGCUGCAAUUGGAUUCCUGCUGAAGGAUGAGAUAUUUACACACGGGGCCCGAACACUUGACAAUAAGUUCAAAAAUGGAAAAAUUCUGAAUGACAAGCUCUCCAUUGAUCUGAACUCUUCAGAAUCAUCAGACGAAGGUAGUCGUUCCUCCGGGAACAAUGGCUCUCCAGACCAUGAACGGGGGCCUUCUCCUACCUCGGGAUCCCGGACGAAUAGAAGUCCCUCUGAAAGGGAAAUGCAGCAAAAUGGAUCGCUUCCUGGGUCAAUGGUCCCAGCACCACAAGACAGAAUCAUGGGAUGGGUUCGUGUUUGUUUCGAUGAUCUUAGGCAAGGCUCCAAUCAAAACUCUUCCCAGGCAGGAAUAUCAUCUUCCUUGCCUUCGCCAGCUCAGGAUUCGUCUUCGGCAAAUGGAAGUUCAUGACACAAGUUUUGAAAUAUGGAAAAGUAUUUUUACUGCUUAUAUUUGUCAAAUACUGAGAAAGUUACAAAUUGUGAAAGGUUGAAUAUCUAGGAUUAAUAUUCUAAUCAACAGGGGUUGGC